Molecule: messenger RNA, 1368 nt
Organism: Bactrocera dorsalis (oriental fruit fly)
Lineage: Eukaryota; Metazoa; Arthropoda; Insecta; Diptera; Tephritidae
Product: alpha-tocopherol transfer protein-like
Cellular component (GO): membrane
Molecular function (GO): phosphatidylinositol bisphosphate binding
Source: RefSeq, a predicted model, not a curated record
UUACCCCGUUUGACUACACCAACACAACAAAUUUGCCCGCAAAAUGGUCAAGGCCGAGAGCAUACAGUACGAUGACAAUCAAGUGCCCUACAUCGAUUUGGGUACAGCAGUUAUACGUAUGGAGAAAGAAGAAGCACCAGAAUGGGCUUUGGAGAAAGCGCGUCAGGAAUUACGUGAGUUGCCGGAAAUAAUGGAACCUGCUAUUAAAAAGUUGCGCGAGUUAAUUGAAGAGGAAAAACACUUAAAGCUGCCUUUGGAUGAUGAAUAUAUGAAAAUGUUCCUGCGUCCAUGCCAUUACUAUCCAGAAUCGGCGAUGAAAAGGCUGAAGAACUUCUAUCACAUGAAAUCGAAAUAUGGCGCUCCCUGUGAGAAUAUUGUGCCUAGUAAACUGCGUAAUGUUUUCGAUGAGGACAUUUUGGCAUUGUUUCCCAACAGGGAUCAACAUGGACGACGAAUUCUCGCCAUUGAAGCAGGAAAGAAAUGGAAGCCCUCUCGUGCUCCACUGGUCGAUCUCUUCCGCACCAUACAACUAACAGUCUUGGGCUCCAUGGCCGAACCGCUUUCACAAAUCUGUGGCGCUAUAGUCAUUAUUGAUAUGGAGGGCCUACCCAUGAGUCAUGUUAUGCAGUUUACACCAUCUUUUGCCGCCAUGUUGCUGGAUUAUGUGCAAGAAUGCAUUUGUAUGCGCCUCAAGGCGGUGCAUAUUGUAAAUAAUUCCUAUAUAUUCAACAUGUUAUUUGCUAUCUUCAAGCCGUUCAUACGCGAAAAGCUGAGGAAGCGGAUUUUCUUCCAUGGCAAGGACUGGAAGUCGCUGACGUCGCAUGUCGAUAAGAAUGCGCUGCCUGUGAAAUACGGCGGCACCGGCACUUGGGAACUGCCAUCCGGCAAGCUAUUAGGCGAUUUCUUCGAAUGCUACUCAGCUGAUUACGAAUUGGCGGACACUUAUGGCUUUACGGAGGAGUACCAAAAGAAGAAAUAGUGCGCUGUGGUGUUGCCAACUUUCGCAAUUUUAUAUAAUCAAAAUUUAUUUAAAGAUUUUUGGUAUUAUAGUUUUUUGAUAAAAAUCAUUUCAUUUACUUAAAUGAUAAACUUGUAGUAAUUUGUAUUUAUAAUAUAUAAAUUAAUAGUUCUUUUUUAUUGCUAUUGUGAUAUUGCAGAAUUAUUUUAGUCAAACUAUGUAUUUAAAAAAAAUUAUAAUUAUUGGUACUGUGUGUGCAUAUUUUAUAUGAAAUUUUUUAAAAUCCAAUGCUUGCCUUUGUGCGCCAUAGUACCAUGAAAUUGACAGCAGAAAAAAGAGACGUGUAAAUGUGCAGUCUAGUUAAUAGUUAAUAAGAUUUGUGGUGAUGUUAAAAUAUCAAAAAAAAGAAA